UCUCAGUAUUACUCGCGGUGGCAGAGUUGGCGAGUGUGUCAGUGUUUCUGGCAGUGGCUUAGUGAGGGUCUCUCUCUCAGAAGUUGAAACUUUCUAUCAAUCUUCAAUCACUUAACUUGGAGAUAAAGGAAAUCAGAAGUGACAUCAUUCUGAUAUUCAAUAACUCGGCAAGUACCUCAGCACAGGUGGUUCUGUGAGGGGCGGGAGCUGCACCACUGUCCUGACAUCCAGAUCUGGAGGGAUGGUGCCCUACACACGCUGGUGAUCGCUGAGGCCUUCGAGGACGACACGGGACGCUACACCUGCGUGGCCUCCAACAGCCUGGGGGCAGACAACACCUCGGCAGAGGUCUACAUCCAGGGUGCUUCAUCCUCCGACUCAGAAGGAGAAGUGUCAAAGUCCAGAUCAGGAACCAUGCCUCAGGUCCAGAAGAAGACGACUUCAAUCUCCCUGUCCAUUCGUUCACCUUCACCCAAGAGCCCUGAGGCUGUUCCUCACCGCUCCACCCUGGUCCUGUCUGCACCCCCACACCGGAUGCAGAGUCCAGUUUCUUCACUAUAUGGAGGUGGUGGUCCUCUUACAGCGCCCCCUAUCUUUACCAAGCUCUUACAGAAUGCCCAGGCAUCAGAGGGUCAGGUGGUUGUGUUGGAGUGCAGGGUUCGAGGCAGCUUUCCUCUGCAGGUCCAGUGGUCCAGACAGGGACAGGUCAUCCAGGACUCUCCAGACUUCCGCAUCCUGCAGAAAAAGCCACGGUCUGCAGCAGAGCCAGAGGAGAUCUGUACACUGGUGAUAGCAGAGGCCUUCCCAGAGGAUGGAGGUCAGUUCUGCUGCACUGCAACCAACCUUUACGGCUCCGUCAGCAGCACAGCCCAACUCUCUGUCACUGGAGGGGCCUUCAACACUCCCACAGCGGUGUACGACUCGGUCAGGAAUGGUGUGGCGCCCGGGGAUGACUCUGUCUUUGAGGACACCCAGGCCUUUCCCCCUCCCCCACCCACAGAGAUCAGCCUAUUGGAGGUUCCGCCCAAGGUCCCACCCAGUACCUGCGCCGAGGGUUUCCACGUCAACGAGCUGGAGAUCUGGCCCAGCAUGUCGGGCCUGCAGCCUGUCCACAUGUACCACGACGUGGAGGGUCAGGACCGGGCCAACUGGGCACUGCAGAACGGCAGGCCUGCCAGCCCCCCUCAGCCCACCUUCAGCCUGCUUCCACGAGAGGCCCAGCCAGACUUCCCAGGCCCAGCCAAGAUGUCUUCGCCCCCAGUGAAGGAAGGUCCUCCACUGCCCACCAAGCCCAAACUAGCGGAGGGUAUAGAGGAGGAGACAGAACAUGACAGGAACGCAGAACAGUUGAAGCAGCUGCAGGAUCAGAUUAUAUUGGAACAGCAGGAAGCAGCCAAUUGGAUCCAACAUCAGGAGCAAGAGCAGGAAGUCCCGCCUCUGCCACAGCAGCCCCCGGAAGUGCCCUCUCUGCCUUCUCCUCCUCUUCCCCCUCCUCCCUCCUUCCAGGAGCUGGAGAGCAGCGCCAUGCAGACCAGCACCUUCAACUACGCCCGGCCAAAGCAGUUCAUUGCUGCCCAGAGCCCUGGGGGGACUGGCCCUAUGGGGGGCUAUGUCACCCAGUCCUCAGGGUCCUCUGGUUCCAGCCUGCCCUCCCCCCUCUCCCCACCCACCUCCCAAAAACCCUUCACCAGGGUUGUCCUGCCUCCCUUCAGUAAGGGCGGCAGCAUUGAGUCUCAGUCCCCUUCCUCUCCCUCCUUCCCACCUCCACCUCCUCCCUUCCUCAGUAGCAGCAUUUCAUCCUUGUCAGGCACUGCCAAAGACUUCCCUCCACCCCCUCCUCCCCCUCCUCCCCCUGUCUCUUCGUCCCCCUACUCCCUCGCCCACUCCAACAGCUCCUCCCCCUUCACCUCUAUGCCCCAAUCACCUGCUGGCUUCCUGGCCUCUGUCCUUCCAGCCACACCCACUAGCCCAUCCUUCAACGCCCUGGGCCUGCCUAAAGGGAACGGGACUAUUGCUUUUCCCCGGAAGCAGUCCAGAGGAACCCCACGCCUGGCCUCAGACUCUGACAUCCAGGGAACCAAGGAUGCUGUCAUUCAGGACCUGGAGAGGAAACUACGAUUCAAGGAGGAGCGCAUGAGCAAUGGACAACAGAGGUUAACCUAUGAGGAGAAGAUGGCUCGCAGGCUGCUGGGGGCAGACAACGCAGCCACAGUACUAAACACACAGCAGCAGGAUGAGGAGACAGUUACACAGGAGUACAAGGUGUCCAGCUUCGAGCAGCGCCUGAUCAGUGAGAUCGAGUUCCGUCUGGAGCGCUCUCCAGUGGAGGAGUCUGACGACGAUGUGCAGCAUGACGAGGAUGCCACCGGCACCGGGGUGGUGCCCUUCUUCGACAGCAAGCUCAAACACUACAAGGUGUUCGAGGGCAUGCCCGUCACCUUCUCCUGCAAGGUCAUUGGAGACCCCAAGCCAAAGAUCUACUGGUUUAAGGAUGGGAAGCAGAUCUCUAAGAGGAGUGAACACUACAGGAUCAGCCGCGACGCUGAUGGGACCUGCAACCUCCACACCGCCGCCGCCUCAUUGGACGAUGACGGCAACUACACCAUUAUGGCUGGUAACCCUGAGGGGAGGGUGAGCUGUACUGGAAGGAUGAUGGUCCAGGCAGUGAACCAGAGGGGGAGGAGCCAGCGCUCUGCACCUGGACACAUCCGCAGACCUAGGUCUCGGUCCAGAGACAGUGGUGAUGAGAACGAGAACAUCCAGGAGCGUCACUUCCGCCCCCACUUCCUGCAGGCGCCUGGUGACCUCAUCGUCCAGGAGGGUAGGCUCUGCCGGAUGGACUGCAAGGUGAGUGGCUUGCCCACACCAGACCUGCUCUGGCAGCUGAAUGGUCAGACCAUUCGUCCUGACUCCGCCCACAAGAUGCUGGUGAGGGAGAAUGGCGUCCACUCGCUGGUCAUCGAGCCCGUGUCCAGCCGGGAUGCAGGCAUCUACACCUGCAUCGCCAGCAACCGCGCUGGACAGAACUCCUUCAACCUGGAACUCAUUGUAGCAGCCAAAGAGAUGCACAAGGCCCCUUCGUUCAUCGAGAAGCUGCAGAACACUGGUGUUGCCGAGGGUUACCCGGUGCGUCUGGAGUGCCGUGUGUCGGCUGUUCCCUACCCACAGAUCUUUUGGAAGAAAGAGAAUGAGUCUUUCACGCACAACACAGACAGGAUAAGCAUGCACCAGGACAACUGUGGCUAUCUGUGUAUGAUCAUCCAACCAGCCAUGAAGGAGGAUGCUGGCUGGUACACCGUGUCUGCCAAGAACGAGGCUGGCAUUGUGUCCAGCACUGCACGACUCGACGUCCACACUCAGUGGCAGCAGCCCAACACUCCCAAGCCUAAGAAGGUGCGUCCGUCGACGAGUCGCUAUGCAGCGCUGACAGAGAGAGGACUGGACGUGAAGGCAGCCUUCUUCCCUGACUCCAGCCCCCUGCAGCCGGGAGGCCUGGUGGAGAGUGAUGACCUGUAGAGACCAACGGGGGCACCACAUGCCCAAACAAGUCCCUAAUGUAAUGCCUUAAAACUAACCCCUGACCCCAGUACCAGCCCUGUUCCGCCCCGUUCUCCCCAGACAUAGGGGUAAAUGUAACCCCCUCCAUCCGAGGUGUUGUACGACAAGGCCACAGAUACCUUUCUGGAAGAUGGAUGACGGGCAAUGUGACACCCCAUAAUAUCUGUGUCAAUCAAACAUGGAUCCCAAUUUAGGAUCAGAUGAUUCCCUUUUGUCAACCAUUAAAGCAGAGGAAUCUACCCUGAGCGGCCAUUGAAGUUUAUUUUCGAUUGUAAAACUGCCAUUACCACACACAAGUGUGUUCACCUCUGAAGUGUCUGAGAUAUCUCAUAUGAUCUCUCUGUAACAAUUAUAAUUAAAGGUAUAAAGUUCAAGUUGAAAGUAGCAUUAUUAUGCAUGUUACAAUGUUGCCAUUUGUAACGCUGUAUGUAAAUGGAUGACGUUUUAUGAAAUACUCCCUCAACAAAGGCACCAAAUUGUAGGGGCAGAGAUAUUUAGAAACGGGACAGACUUUGGAUCUGCAAUGGAAAGUCCAAAGCAUGGGAGCAGCACAUCAUGUUUCCCUGAAGAGACCCCAAAACAAAGUUAUUAUUUUAUAUGGGUAUCACAGCAUAGUCUGGGUAACACAGCGCAAUAUGGAUAUCAGCAGUGUCUUUUUUUGUUUGUUACAAGUAGCACAAUACCCUAGAUAUCAGCAUUGUCGGGUUCAACAUUUAUCAUAAUUACCAUAGAUAUUGCACAAGGCCGGGCCUUACUUUUCGCUUCUGUUUUUUUGUCAGGUCAAAUGACCUUGGAAGUUAACUGUUUAGUAACUUUAGAUAAGUUGUGAAAAAGAGAAUGUUGGCUGAAUGAUGCAGACACCGUUGAGAGCUUUGUGUUACCAUAGUAACUUCAGUGAUUGAUUGAUGGAAAGAGAGGUCCGUGACAUGCUAGGAGGUACUGGCAUGUGAAGGUUGACUAUAACAGGGACAGGAUGAGGGGUUAUCCUGGGCCAGGAGGCCCAGUGUCAACAGUCACUUCAACGCUUGUGAACUGUGUGAUACGUGAGUGAGAGACAUCAAGGACAGACAAAAGCAAGUUUUUCAGAAUGGAAUUCAGUGUGAGAAGAUGACAAAGCAAUGGAUUAUGUUGAAAAUGACUGUUAUGACAGAUUCUGGAGAUCAUUUAUUUCCCUUGAUGUUUCAGUUUAAAAUCUUCACAAACACAUGACAGUCCUAAAAAUGGCUUCAGUGGAUUGAUCACACACUACAGAUGGUCUGCUUUAUUUUUUGUAUGAAAAAACACCUCUGUAUUUACUUUCCCAAGAAACUUGACAUAAAUUAUGUAUCUUCUCUAAUGUUCAAUGACAAAACAUAAUCUUGACUGUAUUAAAAUAUCACACUUUUUAAAACUAUAUUGCCUUAAAAGAUCACUUGGGCCUAUUUCAAUCACUAUCUGUCCAUAUUUUUCUGAGGCACUUAUGACAAGUAUUUUUGACAAUUAUAAACUGUUUAGAAGGGAGAAUAUAUGCACAGAAUUGUAUUGAAAUAAGUAAUUAUAUAUUUUCUUUCACUACUGUAUUACCAAAAGGGCAUAUCUUGCUGUAUCUGUUCAGAUCAUGUUUCAUCCUGCCAUGACCUGUCAUGACCUUGUCACUCACAAACAUAUAGGACACCUUUUUGAUUUCUAUGCCAAUCUGUGCCUGUAUAUGGAAUGUUCUCCUGAUAUCAUGUUAGUUUAUGAAAGAUAAUAAAAAAAUCAAAGUCUGGA
This is a messenger RNA of Oncorhynchus tshawytscha (Chinook salmon), 5307 nucleotides long. RefSeq names its product palladin. The record is from RefSeq and is a predicted model, not a curated record. NCBI's taxonomy places the organism in Eukaryota, Metazoa, Chordata, Actinopteri, Salmoniformes, Salmonidae.